Thecamonas trahens ATCC 50062 is the source of this 1677-nucleotide messenger RNA. RefSeq lists its product as uncharacterized. The record is from RefSeq and is a predicted model, not a curated record. Bases 1 to 1677 code for a protein of 558 amino acids. The transcript is spliced from 3 exons. NCBI's taxonomy places the organism in Eukaryota, Apusomonadida, Apusomonadidae.
AUGGCGCUGAUUACGUAUCUCGGGACGCGGACGGCGGCGGUGGCUGGCCUGGUGGGGCUGGUUAUGGGAACGCAGAUGCCGCCGCAGGCGACGGAUGUGCGGCUGGUGGCACUGCGGCUGGUGCUGGCGGCAUGCGAGUGCACCUGCCCGCCGUCACGGGCCUGUGCCUGCCCGGAUCAGCUGCGGGUGGCGCUGUCUACGAAUGAGGUGCUUGAUGAGCUCAUCGGCUGGCUGGUUGAUGAGGCGGCACACAUAGACGGCGGUGCUGAUAGAGCAGAUGAGGGUGGGGGCGCGGCGGAAGCGGUGAUCCGGGAUCCGCUUCCUGGCUUGGUGAUGGUGGUCGACGUGCUGCUGCGGACCAAGACGCGGCGGGUGUUGUCGUACAUCCGCGCGCGCGGCGAGCGGUGGUUUGCCGGCCUUUUCGCGUACAUGGAGCGCAAACCUGUCGUGGCGCAGUCGCUCCUUGAGGCCGUCAUUCAUGUGGCCGAGAGCGGGCGGGCUGAGGGGCGGCGGGCAUGCGUCUCGUUCCUGGAGUGGCUCUCCUCGCUCUCCCUCCUCGACAUCAUGAUUGAGGAGCUCGAACAUCUCAAUCUGUGGUCGUCACUGGUCAUGGUUAUGGACGAUGCGACGCUGGGUCUGGAUGACGGUGUCGAGGGCAAGAGCAGUGAGCCGCCGGCCGGUGCCUACGUUGCCGCCAUCACCGUUUCGGACACCGCCGUCGAUGCGACCGCUCUCGCGGCUGCGCGUCGAGACGGCAUUGACGGCAUUGCCUAUGGCAGACGCGGUGCCACAGCGGCUGCGGUUCGGCGAAAACCCCCGUCGCCGCUGCUGACGCCGCUGCGGUCGCCGACGGUGGCAUCGCGUCUGAUCGCGCACGUUGUCGCUGGACUUGCUGAGUGCUCAUCGGCCGAUGUGCCGGACUACGAGGCGGCGGCGCGUGUGGAGAACAUGCUGGCGAUGGCGACUCACCUCGUUGAGCUGGUAGGUCGAGUUGCGCGCCUCGAUGCAGCCGACUCGUCCGGGGCAGCGGCAGACAUGGCGAUUCCGCCGGUGGUGGCCGAAAUUCAAGACGUGCUCCCCGAGCUGGGCAACGCGAUCCGCGCACCGCUGGGGCGCGAGCCGCCGGUCAUGCGAACGACCGAGUACAAGGCCUUGGCCUUUGUCUUGGCAGUGACCCGGCUUGGACUGAGGGUGAUCAACACAGGCGUGCUGUACUCGGCGGUGCCCGAGGCUGCGCUAGACCUUGUCCUCGCGCUUCCGCUCGCCAACUGCGUCCACACGCUUGCCCUGGAGCUCUUGCUUCAGCUUGCGCAGCUCCCCGGCGCCGUCACUUACCUCCGAGACGGGCUAGGAUUUGGCGAUCGAGUUGCUGCCGUUGUUAUUCGCGAUGCCGAGCGGGUAGGUGUGUCCAUGGCCGAGCGAUCUGCCAACAUUGCCUUUCUCAUCCACAUCAUGACCUUGCUCGAGCUGGAUCUCCUAGACGAGCCGUCGUCGCUCGUCCAAGAGGCGCUGGUCAUCCGCUCUCUCUCGCAUAGCUUUGGGACCUCGUUUGAGCUUCCAGUCCACCUGCGUGCGGUGCCGCACCUUGCCAACAUCGCCGACCUCGCCCAUGAGCCCCUGCUGCCCGUCUUCGCCGACCUCGCCAAGCUCGCCAAGUUCGGAAUACUCGCCAACUGA